UCCUGUCAGUAUUUUUUAUUUUUAUGGCGCUGUAUCCCCAUAAUGAAGCCUUACCAACAAGCUUCUAAAUUUUAAUGUGCACUGUUUUCCUUUGUACUUGUGACGUACACCGGGUCGAGGUGCUUCUCACAUCCGUAGUCGCAAGACUUGGUCUCCACGUUCGAGAGCAUCCUACGAACCAUGCGUUCGACUCUUUUCACGUAAUAUGGAAACUGUCUUCGUACAGGCAAAACCUGCUGUUGCAGUCGGUGCGCAUCACUCCUUGCCUGCAAUCAGUCUUCACCAGGCAACGUCGCAGCCCGAGAUAUUGACCCCUCUUCACUCUCUUGCGAUUCUGACUGUUCGUCUGAAUUUUUAAGCGCUUACCGACAACGACGACGAAAGGUUGCUCAAUCUUGAACAUUGCUAAACUAAGAGCGUAUCGUCUGCCCGCAGCACUUGUCGGCGACCGAGCUGCGGGAUUCAUCGUCUGUUACGGCGCCUGAGGGAUUUGAAUGAUUAUAGUGGAGGACAGGAACAGUGAAAAAAAUUUGUUUUAAUUUUUUUCAACGCACUUUGCAUACAGUUACAGGUGCUUACACGUUCAAAUUUUCCGCUGGUUCUGCCUUUUAACGUGUGCUGCUGUGCAGCGAUGCAGACGUGAACCACCACCAACCAUGGCGUGGCCUCCGUGAUCAGCUCCGGCAGCGCGCCGUUGCGCGUCGCCAGAGCUGAUCGCGGAGGCCACGAACAAUGAGACGCGUUUCUCACCAACCGCGUCGUCGGAACACCUUUUCUUACACCGUGCUUUGAAUGCUUGGAGCAGUUUGUCCGUGCUCUACCCAAACGCCGUGUUCACUUGUUGCUGGUGGUCGUCCCGUCUUGUUACACGCGGGGUGUGUCCCGUUCAAACCAUGGAAACGUGCGACGAUUAUCCAACAUCAUUGGUCAAGCUUCGAAACAGCCAGGAAGAGUUUGAAAAUCAGUUCUACGCGGCAGAAGAAUGCAAGCGAAAUGAAAUCGCCGCAAGAUAUAUAGCCGAAGUGUCAAGUUCCGACGAUCCUUUCAUCGUCGCCGACUUGGGAACGGAUUCGGAGUGGAUAAACACAUCACGACCUUUGGUGGCCUCCGACCUGCGUGGCCGGGUCGUCGUGCUGGACUUCUUCACAUUCUGCUGCAUAAACUGCCAGCACAUACUGCCCAUAGUGAAACAUCUCGAGGAAGAAUUCCCCGUCCACUCUGGUCUCCUGGUGGUUGGGGUGCACUCGGCAAAGUUUGACCAUGAGAAGGAGCUAGGCAAUGUCAGCAAAGCCCUAAUGCGCCUUGGCAUCAUUCACCCAGUAGUAAACGAUGCCCAAAGCUCUCUUUGGAAACGUUUGAAGAUCAACUGUUGGCCCACAUUAGUUGUCCUUGGACCAUCAGGACAGGCUCUGCUGUUUCUUGUGGGUGAAGGGGCGAUUCAGCUUUUGAUACCCUUCUGUCGGGUGGCAAUGGCCCACUUCCUUCCUUCGUCUCUGACCUCAUUGCCAUUGGCCCCGGGUGUUCUUCCCACAGGGAUGUUACGCUUUCCAGCCAAAACGUGUGCCACUGAGACAAGACUUAUCAUUGCAGAUACUGGUCAUCAUCGCAUCGUCAUCACGGAUCAUAGUGGCAAGGUGCUUCAGGUGGUGGGAGGCUCCGAGCCUGGUUAUCAAGAUGGUCCUCUAGAUUGCACGCUGUUCAAUGAACCAAAUGGUGUUCAGUGGCGAGAUCCUCACUUCAUUCUUGUUGCUGACACUGGGAACCAUGCCAUCCGUGAGGUCAACCUUGAGAAUAGCACAGUGAGCACUUUGGCUGGGACAGGGCAACAAGGGGAAGACACCGUGGGAGGCCACCUAGGACAACAGCAACCGCUCAACUCACCAUGGGACAUCUGUUUAGUGGACGACAUAGUGUUCAUUGCCAUGGCUGGCUUGCAUCAGAUCUGGGCCUUCUUCCUUCAAGAUGAAGUGCUAUUUGGAAAACGGACUUGCAGUGCAGGCACAUGUGUGUGUAUUGCUGGAAGCGGUGCUGAAGGGAACAGAAAUAACAGCUAUCCUCUCAGAGCAACAUUUGCCCAGCCAUCAGGGCUUUGUUUUCAGCCACCCUGCUCUCUGUACAUUGCAGACAGUGAGAGUUCAUCCAUAAGAGUGCUGUCGCUGAAGGACGGGACGGUUAAAAAUGUUGUUGGCGGAAGCCUUGAUCCUACGGACCUGUUCUGCUUUGGGGAUGCAGAUGGUGUAGCCUUAGAUGCAAAGCUUCAGCACCCCCUCGGUGUUGCCUGGAACACUGCUAAAGGAAAGCUUUAUGUGGCCGAUAGCUACAACCACAAGAUACGAGAAGUGGACGUGGAAAAGCGAUUGUGCAAAACAUUUGUUGGAGGUGCAAGUGGUAAAACUCUAUCUGAAUCGCAUUCACAAUCAGCAAAGUUUAAUGAACCUGGAGGUUUGUGCACGUUUGGAGGCAAAAUGUACAUUGCAGAUACAAAUAAUCAUUGCAUCAAGGUUGUUGACCUAGACUCUGGUUCCAUUGAAGUGCUUGCCAUUGCUGCUCCUCACGUCACUGACUGUGAUGGUUUGAGUGAAGAAAGUGUGAGUGACGGAAAGCGCGUGUUCAGUGUAACACUAUCACCCGGAGGCCACAUGUGUCUUAGGUUUGAGCCUCCAGUUGGCCUAGCUACUGGAGCUCCAAACCGAUGGAAAGUUCAUUCCAGUCAACAUGUGUGGACGCAAACUCCUCUGCCUGCAGGAACACUGCAACCUGCAAUGCAAGCCACUGCUGAAUUGACACUGCGUGAACGCUGUAUUGAGCGGAACCUGAAUGUUCAAGUAACUUUCGAAGUUUACAUUUGCAAGGGUGAUGUUUGUGAACCUCAUUCAUGGAAUUUUUGUGUUGCGGUGUCCAUAGAUGACAAAGGUCCAGCAAAACAAGAAAUUUGCUUUUCAAAAGACUUGUACGUGUAAAAACACCAGGUGCAAAAGCAGGAUACCACGGAAGCUAUGCAAAAACUACAUCUCUUUGUAUGGUGUGCCUAUAGCCUGCAUUGGACAGGUGCAAUACAUUGGUUGUGCAAACACGUUUUUAUUUAUGUACAUGGCCAGUUUUAAAAUGCUUUAUCACAGCACCUGUGCUGUCAUUCAGAACCUAUGAAGGACACAGCCAAAAGCAACAAUUAAAAAAAUAUUAUUACACUACAUUAAUGAAGCAGAAUUUUGUCUCUAUCUUUCAUACAUUCAUUCAUUUUCCCACAUAGCCUCCAUUCGUCUGCAUAAUUUUGUUUCCUACCAAAUGGGAACUUUGAAGGUACCCCUCCAAUAGAACUCCAUUCCAGCAUUGUAGAGAGUGUUACACUGCUUCACGGAUUGCCGAUAUAUCACGGAGUCCCACAUUCUUGGCCUCGCAUUUGAAGCAAGUGUAGAAGCAUUUCUCUUCCAUUUAUGUGAUUCUCUCUAUUAAGGGACAAAUGUGAGGGCAGGCAUUACAUACUGCAAAGCGACUUUUCCUGUAGGUCAUUUAUCGUGUUCUGAGUGACUGUGCACCAUUUGCGCGUACCAAGAAGCAUUUAUUUACCUGUAACCUGGGCUUUCAAUCCUCUCCCAAACUGAAUUUUGCCCCAUUUCAAACAUUCUUGCUAUUUUGGCUAUUGCUACUUGCCCGUUUUCUCUGACGAGUGCAUCAGCGGUUUCCUUACUGCCUUCACUCAUGGCUGUCUGAGGGUGACCAUUCCAACUUUAAUCGCGAUUACUGGUCUGGCCACAUUUAUUAUGCCAGACCCACCUUCACACACUGCUCAAGCUCUCUAACAUGUCACCAUAUGCAAGCUGAAACCUCUUAUAAAUUUCUAUGGCUGUAAUUUGCUCUUUCACCAGAUAAUGUAUUACUCACAUUGACAGAACAAGAAAUUGUGUGCCGCCAUUUUGUUUAGUAUACUGGUGACUGGAUUAUGCUGUCUGUUGAUGCCAAAUGUCCACAUGAUUACAACAAAGAUGGUGCCACAUAUUACCAAACACUCAUUCUUGUUGACUUAUGAACAAAAAGUUGGAUCAUUAAAUUUUGUAUGGCGCUCACAGAGUGCUGGGAACAAAAACAUGAAGCGAACACAUUUAAGUGUUUGUAUGUGUCCUCUUUCAUGUUUCAUCGCUCCAGUGGCCUAGUUUUUUGGUGACGAAAUACCAACUAGCUCAACUAUCCAUCCUGCCUGUAUUGUCCACACUUUCGCUCCUGGCACUGCUAAUUUCGAGGGUACUUGACGUCUUUCAUAAUGAGUUCCAAUAAGCCAUAAACAUGUUAGCUUUGGCUCUUUUAAUGAAGCAGUGUGCUUAUCAUACUGUAAGUGUGUGCUGUAAGCAAUAGGCUUUGUUGAAGUCACAGACAUCUGUGCAAAGACAUCUGUGAGCUGUUUAUUGUAUAAAGCAACUUUACAGCCAGCAGACAACGACCACAUGUGACGUCACUGUACUAACCUGUUAAAACUAGCCUGCCGAGGAUGACAAGGCUGCCUUUGAUGAAGAUAGGUCCUCCUAUUAAAACUUUGACCAGCCUUUCUGAGGCACUUUAUCCAUGUUUUAAACUUUUAUACCACAGUAUGAUAUUCCAUCUCACAGCCCACCUCUUGAUUUUGAAUAGGAGUUAAUACUUUUUGAACUUCGAUGCAGAGAAAAGAGAGGAAGGAAAGGCAGGGUAUUAAUUUGACUUUGCGCAGUUGGUUAUCCCACUUGCAGUGCAAAGUUAUUCAUGGGAACUCUUGUCCAAUGACUGUAAAAUAAAAGAAAUUGAGCGAAAGAAAAUCACCAACAUGCAUGCUGAAUACUUGGUUUCUAGGUGUGCUUGUCCUUUGUUGUUGCUAAUCACAUCAUAUUUGGUCGUCCCCGCUAGUUGGCUGCCCCGUGCAGGCCGUUCACAUUUGCACUUCCGCUUAACCAGUAAAACGCCCAUCCACUUGUGCUUGCGUUUACCCAAAUACCUGAACAAGCUAAAACCCUAUCGUGGUAGUAAUCCUCCAGCGGGAAGUGACGGCAGGAACCGCGUAGAUGCUGGUGCUGGUUGGAUACCGACAGCCUGAUGUGCUGCAGCCACUCAAUUUGCAUGUUGCCUUGUAGAGCAACAUGAUGUCUCAGCUUGACACGUAGCUAACUGUUAAGUUUACAGCCCACAAUGUAACAAGGGCGAUCCAUGGUGGUCGCAAAAAAGAAAGCUCGAGACCAACAUUCACCGCGCAGCUCGCGUCAACCUGGAAAAUUUUGUAACACAAGCAGAUGACGCUUGCUGUGUGCCAGAAGUGCGCAUAUGUAGUGAUAAACUGUCGUGUAUUCUCCUUCUGUUCAUUUUUUAUAGAAACAAAUUAACCAACAUUCCCACUAUUAUGAUCAACAUUUGUCCACCAUAAAGCUAAAUUAUCGAGCACCCAACCUGGGUAGCCAAUCGGAUAGUCAAUUGGGCUAACUAGGUCAAUGGUGUGGGGGCAGCUGAAAACUCUGGCAAACAGCGCCGCUGCGAUCGGUAGCAAUGCACAGUUUUAAAACCUUAAAAUAAAUUACAAUAGAACCUCGUUGAUAUGUUCCUGUUACGUACAUUUUGUCGGAUGCCAACGUUCGCAAUCGAGAAUAGAAAGAAUUACCCAAUAGAGUUACGCUCAUUUUUUACUGGCUCAUUCGCCACCAACGUUCAGUAUGUUGCCAAACUGUGAUCGUAUGAUACGUUUUCCAGCCGCUAGAGCCCAUGUAAACAAGGAAAUGCACGAGGCGUGUGCGAUCAAUAACAGUAUUUAGCUUCACCGCAAUACUUGGCCGCCCGUCUCACGUGAAAACGCCGGCAAGCACUCAGUUUCUCGUUUGGGUACCAGCAAAUCUCUUCCGGGGUCGUUGCACGCUGCAUUCACAGCUAUCGCAGCCAAAUCUAUUGCGAUAAGCAUCUUCACUUAUCUCUAUUACAGUGUGAGGUGCGUAGUGCCAUAGGUAGCGUACUGCACGAUUUUAGUAGGCGAUAAUACAAAUGCUCUGCCGUUCCCUGCUGCCGGCGGCGUGAUGUGGGCAUUGUGUUUCUCUUCGGUGGUACCCUGCGUCGCCACCCUGCUCGAUUUCGUUACAGUUUCCCGUCGCCCUCUUAAAACACCAUGCAAUAGGAAAACAAGAAAAUGCGUAUCGGGCCACCGGAACACCACCAGCUCCACGCGCAUUGGCAUCCCGUGCCGCAAUGAUCUACGCAAAGCUUCGCAUUACGUAGAUGUCAACAAUAGUUAAGUCUAGAAUUUUUUGUUGUUAUUCAGAUCGUACAUUUUUCCGGUUAGUACGUUUUUCUCGCAUUUUUUUUUUCCAAGACGUAUGAACCAGGUUCUACUGUAUACUCUUUACAUGGAGUACUUAAAUGCAUCACUCAAUGAUCAGAAGGAUCUACCCUAAUUACUCAGUUGAGAUAAAAUGAACCAAGAAGAAAAUGAAGUGGAGUCAAAUUAGUGGAAGUCCACUGUAUUCGUUUCAAGUAGAUGCACCUUGCAAACCCACAGGUUACACUUCAUAAAAUGCAACAUGUGCCGUAACGUAAUUAGCGGAUUAUUCGUUUUGAUUUCUCAUGCAAGUAAUGUUCACCACUUCGAGUAAUAUAGCUCAAGGACUAGCAUAGUGCUGUCUGCUGCAGUUGAUAUCUAAAAAUUCUGGCAGAACCCAUCUCAUUAUGAACGUUAACGUUAAUGCAAUUAGCAUUGAAGCAAUGCAGCAGCACCUGUAUUUGUCAAGUUCUUCACUUCUGUGUGGCCAACUUCAAUUUUACGUUACUGGCAUCAUAUUCACUUCUCCGUACCUCGACGCUCCUUCCUGAAUGCAAUGUCUCAUCCAAUUCUGCUCAGUUGACUUCUUUCUCUACACUCGGCUCAUUUGAUGCCAACCAUUUCACUUCUCUGUAGCCUGCUUCUUCAAUUUUCUGUUGCAGACUUCUUCACUUCGUGCCUCAUGUUCUGCUUGUCUAUAGAGCCUCCUACCCAGUGGCACAAAGCCAUCCUAGAGGAUUGUCCAAGGACAUUCAAAUAACUAGUGUCACUUACCCAGUCACACAUGGCCCGUGUUGCCUAUUUCGGCACAUACCCAAUGUUCUAAGUGGGCUUGAAAGAGGUUAGAUACAGAGAGACAUACGAAAAAAUGUGUGAUUUUGCCAAAGAAUGCUAAUCUCACUAAAAAACACCCUGUACAUUGUAUUUGCUGCAAAAGCUGUGGUAAUGACUAUGUGUGAGAAUUACAACUUCGGUCACUGACCUGUCCAACUGCUCUGUAUUUUCUGUUCCAUCACUGCUUGUUCCAUCAUUUGCUCUGAACACUUAGUUGCAGUGGUGUGCAACUACUGUUCGUAAACAAGCCCUGCUUUCUCACUGCUCAAAAUCUUCCGCUUAAUCACCUUGUUAAGAAAAGCACUUGUUUCAUGAUACAUUGCCAAUUGUAAAGUAGUAACUUGUUUAUUUUUUUGGAAUGAACACAUAGCAAGAGCACCCUUACCUAUGGUGGUGGUGAUGUAGCAACAGGUGGGUUUAGCCUGGCGAUCAAGGCCGGCAACUGCUCUGUGCAAGCGUCUCUUAUAACAUCACUGUGGUGUUUCACCACAUUUCCAUCAGACCAGUCCCUCUUAUCCGAUAAGCAGACAUGAAGUUUCUUUGCGGUCUAUAACUGGUACUUCGGGGAACACAAGGCAUUGCAGGCACAUAUGUGGAAGGUCCCUUUGUUGAAGAUUUUUCAGGACGGCGUCCCUUUCGUCUCGGAAUUUAUGGUAUGACUACAGAAAAUGUACAAUGUCCCCUGUCUGGUUGCAUGUCGUACAGUUCGGAGAACUGGUGCACCCCGUCUUAAAUAACCAUGCAGGUGUACUGGCAGAUCCUGUCCUUAUAUGAUAUAGAGUCAGGCUUCCUCUUGACGAAAUCUAUUGGUUAUGUGUGGCUGAUGUGGUGGAAACCAAAGUGACCUAAAGUGAUUUCAAAAGUCAGAUUUCUUAGCUUGAUUGCUCUUUGGGCCCUUGACUUUGGGAGGACGACGGAGUACGGUGCAUACAAGAGCAUCAGCUUUUUCUUUGCCAGCAAUGCCAAUGUGGGAGGGAAUCCACUGAAUCUUUACCAUGAAGCCUUUGUUGUCGAUUUCUUUCAUGAGGGCUAGUGAUUUGUGUGGGAACUUGGACGGUAGGCCACGGUACAUUUGUUGCCAUGCGGCCCUUGAGUUUAUAAUGAGGACCACAUUUUGUGGAGGCAACAUCUUUAGUUUGCGCAGAGCAGCAGCUAUUGCCAUGCCUUCAAGGACUGUCGACGAAGCUGUACAGUCCAGACGGCCAGACCACGCACAUCUCAGAGAGCGAAUAUAGGAUGCAGCUGCGCAGCAAUCUUUGUCUAAUUUGACAGAACCACCUGUGUACACUUGGAGGUGAUUCGAGUAAGUCUGUAAUGUUCUCUACAGUAAUGGCCUACGCGACAGUGUCAGACCACCUAUUUCAUGACGAAGACUGGUACAUAGCUAAGAUGUUAUGAAAUAAAAAUUGUAAGGGUAUCCAAUUGCUGAACAUUCUGAUAUGAAUAUGAAUAUUCAAGAAAAAUUAUGUCCGCAUAUUGUAUCAAAUACUGAAUAUUUUCCCACCUCAACAAAGUGAAGUAUAAUGUUUCCAUAGAGUCCGUCUGGUUAAAAAUGGUUAUUUACGUUACUCGAUAUGUGCAUGUGAUGCCAAACUGGAAAUCCAGUCAAAUGAGAAGCUUUUAAGCAAUAAACUUCUUUCAGCUAUGUUGUGCACAUUGGGAAUGACCAUAAGAAAACAAGAGAAACAACAUGUCACUGGAUGCACACAUAUUGUUGUGCUCAUUGAAGGAGCCAAUUAUAAUACCACAGCACUGAACGCUGGUUUGAACGAAUGUGACCAGGAUGACACUGGCCAAACAAAGACAAAUUUGCCUAAAUCAAGACAACAACCAUAUAGGUCACCUAAAGGCGAGGCAUUCAUAUUGUUUGACCGCACGUGUCUGUAAGUUGGCUGCAUUCACUGAGGAACUGCUGCCUAUCUAUGGCACUUGUGGCUGUCCUGCAGAAGCGUCUUUAGGAAAAGCCUCCACUUUCAUCAGUGAUCCUCCCACAGAGCUCUAAUAAAUGUUGCUAUUCCUAAUAUUCGAACAGGAACAAAUAUUCUACAAUUUAGACUAAUGAAUUCUCAAAUCGAAUAAACAGUAUUCGAAAUACUGAAUUUUGCACACACCUAAAGAUAUUUUUAAACAUUUAAUGGAGGGUGCAUUUUUUUUUAAAUUGGUUCAUAGGUUUCAAAUGUUAUGUUGCCAUCAAUUUGAAGUGCGCUACAGGAGAAAUAACACUGCAUACAUUAAACCAUACAUGUAUACAGGAGACGCAUGAAAAGCACCUCCAGUGUUUCUUCAUGUGACCGACUUUCUCAUGGUCUGGAGUACCACUGCAAUUGACCUCUUGUUUUGGAGCAUGGUGUCAUGGCCCUGGACUCACUACGCACAUGAGUGGAGCCAUGUAUGCACUAAUUUAGUUGGUGAAGAGUAAACAUACCACACUGUGGAUAAGAAUGCAUAGGUUAACAAGUAGAUUCCUAUUUAAGGUCAGACUUUACAAUAUAAAAAGAAACUAGCUUUUGGCAUGAGAACGCACAUAAAAGCACACAACUUUUUCGGCAGUCAUACACUUAUUUUAUGGUAUUACACCUCUAUGCAUUCGAACUAUUGUCUAAUCUAGAGAAUAAGCCAAUGUGUCUUCACUGAUAACAAAUUACGUGCAACCAAGCCUUACAAAUGUUAACAUACAGUUCUUUCAAUAGCAAUGUCAAUUUGUGGUUACAGGUUUAUAAUUUAGAAUGACAGAAAGCUGAGCGAGUUAUGAAAAAAGCAAGCAUAGAAAACAAGAACAGAUGUGGAACUAUACAGCACUUCUGUUGCUUGUUUCUCUCCUAUCUUUUGCCCACCUUCUGAGACCAUCAAGCAGGUUAAUAAUAUAUUAUAUGUGGUGAAUUUUGCAACUACAAGAUUGCAGGUUUCUUCUUCUUUUUUUUUUUUGACGAGGCAAAUAAUUACCCUCCAGAACACUUUAUUCUGAAGUCCUCCCUUGAAAAAAAGUGAGCACGAGAUUCGAGCACGAAGUUGACUUUUGCAUAGGUUAUAAUGUAGUAUACAAGCUUCAUUUUGUAUCAUUCUAAUUUUGAAACACAACUGUUGUAAAAUUUAUCAAUCAUUCCUUCGGAACCAUAUUACCAACCAUCUUAGAUGCUGCUAAAAAACGAAAUACUAAAAACUGUAUACUUUCACCUGCAUCUAAUUCACAACAGCUUUCCCAAAUCGCAUUGCGAAUUUUAUGCAGCUUAUAAAGAUUCUGUAGAAUUGUUGCUUGUUUAUCACUUGCAGUUUAUCAUUUUUGUCUGCAACCCGUUGCGGUAGCUUACUAGUUAUGCCAACUCCCUGCUAAGCUUGAGGUCGCGGGUCCGAUCGUGCACGGUGAUGGCCUCAUUUCGAUGUGGCAAAAUAAAAUAGGAUUUUAAAAAAGGAAGCACCGAUCGGUACUUAAGUUUAGGUGCACAAAGAGCCCAGGGUGGUCAAAAUUAAUCCGGAUUCGUCCACUACACGGUGAGCCUCGUAAUCAAAUUGUGGUUCUGACACGUAAAACCCGACCAUUUAUUAAAGUUUAUUUGCAAUCGUUUUACUCUCAUGCAAUGUAUUUAUGCUUGCUCAGUUAUUGUAUCCUGUUCUGUUAAAGUGCUGUUCUUUCGUUUUGCUCUGCCACUGUUGCCGCUUUGUUUACCAUUGACAGGAGGUCCCAUAUAAGCCCCUCCAUAACGUUGUCCCCAUAUGGCGACGGUGGCGCAUAGAUGGAGUGGCCAGCUCUGGAAUACGAGACUUUCCUCUGCAAGGCAGCAUACUGUCGCUCAUAAGAUUUAUUAAAUGUUAUCCUUCAGAUGAUAAUAAAAAUGUGCCUUUCGUAUUAGUAAA
Messenger RNA from Dermacentor andersoni, 10945 nucleotides. RefSeq names its product NHL repeat-containing protein 2. Gene Ontology annotation, molecular function: protein binding. The record is from RefSeq and is a predicted model, not a curated record. NCBI's taxonomy places the organism in Eukaryota, Metazoa, Arthropoda, Arachnida, Ixodida, Ixodidae.